CUUUCCAUCACCCCUCACUAACUACACGCUUCCUUGUCCUCCUCUCCCCUCUUAUCUCUUUAGUCUAUUCCUACUCUUUCUUUCCCUCCCCCUCAUUUUCUUCCCCCUCCUCCCCUCCUUCCUCUCUUCCUCUUCUUCCUCCUUCUUUUCUCCCUUCCUUUUCACCAUGUCUCAAUCCACUUCUACCCCUCCUCUCCAGGAUCCCCAUGCCACCACCGCCGCCCAAAUCGCCGGACAGUCCGCCUCCAAUCCCGCCCGCGCCACCGAACUCGCCAAUCUUAAAGUAAGCCUGCGUGGUGCUUUGCGUCAAUUUCCCGACUUCCCGUUGCCUGGCAUUCUCUUCGAAGAUAUCCUCCCGAUCUUUGCCAAUCCUACCCUGCACGAGGCUCUCUUGCGCUGCCUCGAGCUCCACAUACUCGAGAGCAACGGCAACCAGAAACCCGAUGUCAUUGUUGGUUUGGAAGCCCGUGGCUUUUUGUUUGGUCCUAGCUUGGCUUUGAGACUGGGCGCUAGCUUCGUCCCCGUCCGCAAGCAAGGCAAGCUUCCCGGUCCCUGCGAGACUCAGGGCUACCAGAAGGAGUAUGGCGAGGACUUCUUUCAGAUGCAGUCUGAUGCCAUCAAGCCUGGUCAGAAGGUCGUGGUGGUGGAUGAUAUCAUAGCCACCGGUGGUUCGGCGUUCGCGGCUGGGGAGCUGAUCAAGAAGAUGGGCGGUGAUCUCAUGGCUUUCGUUUUCAUUCUUGAACUCGAGUUCCUCAAGGGACGGGACAAGCUGUCCGCCCCCGUUCAUACCCUUCUGACUGGCCAGGAGGAGAAGGUCCUCUGAGUUCACCAAAAAGGCAAAAAAAGAAAUUAUAAUGAAAAGCAAAGACAUUCCGCACUGUGUUACCCCUCUGUUCGAUUCGUUGUCAAAGGUACGCAAAGUCAGAAAAAUAAGCUCAUUCCCCGGAAGUGAUUCGCCUGGGCGGAUUGACCAGACUACGGUAAUCUAAUGCCGUGCUUUAUCGUGCAAUCAGUAGAUGGCAAUUGUGGCUUUGCUGCGUUGCUGACUUCUGGCUGCUUACUCCCCGACCGAUGAUCUGACCUCGUCGGCUACCUGUUGGGACGUAAAGCCACUCGUCCUCGGACCCGACCUGAAAUUUUAGGUUGGUAUCUUCUAGCUCAUUGGAGCGAAAUCCCACAAAUAUGAAGAUGAUUGUCCUGCGGGUUACGAACAGAGCUGCGCUUUCUCUGAAAUUAUAGACUGAUGAAAAUACUAUACCAUUGACGACAAAAUCAAGUAU
Messenger RNA from Aspergillus saccharolyticus JOP 1030-1, 1280 nucleotides. RefSeq names its product adenine phosphoribosyltransferase APT1. Gene Ontology annotation, molecular function: adenine binding; adenine phosphoribosyltransferase activity; AMP binding. NCBI's taxonomy places the organism in Eukaryota, Fungi, Ascomycota, Eurotiomycetes, Eurotiales, Aspergillaceae. The transcript has 2 exons. Gene Ontology annotation, cellular component: cytoplasm. The coding region runs from base 167 to 823 and encodes 218 amino acids. The record is from RefSeq and is a predicted model, not a curated record. Gene Ontology annotation, biological process: AMP salvage; adenine salvage.